This is a messenger RNA of Colletotrichum siamense, 1026 nucleotides long. RefSeq lists its product as uncharacterized. The transcript has a single exon. Bases 1 to 1026 code for a protein of 341 amino acids. Lineage: Eukaryota; Fungi; Ascomycota; Sordariomycetes; Glomerellales; Glomerellaceae. The record is from RefSeq and is a predicted model, not a curated record.
AUGAAACCAGUACUCAGUACUAGAACCGGUGGCAACAGAUAUCACCCUGGCAUUGAAGUCGCAGAUGGAUUUCUUGCUAAUCCACCAUCGGGAUCCGCUAAUGCUCAGAAUACGUCAAGUCCGAAUACAAGAAGUUCACCCACCCCAAGAGUACUAGGGAUAUUCGAUGUCGCCGGAUUCCAGAAGCAAGAAGGACCAGCCUUCAAUUAUGCACGGACCCUGACCUGGAUGAACUUCGCCAAUAAUCUCCUUGUCGCAUUUGACGAUGCUCCUAGUUCGCACGAGUUGAUUUCGCUCGGUGCACAGCAAACUGCCGAUGCUCAAGUCAAUUCACAGCAAUCUCCCAGAGGAUCUGAAGCUAGUCUCCCAGGUCACAACAGUACUAAUGGUUCUCAAAGUCAUUUAUAUGAGUAUUCGAAUUUGGAUGAGCUCUCUGACGCAAAGCCUAUCUUUUGGAAAAAUGUCGCUGUUUCGACACUCAUGGGUGUCCUGAUCCAAUGGGGUACCACGAUGCUUGCAUUCAUCCUGGCCUUUGAGACCGUCGUCAAGGGUCUGGGUUGCAGGUCGGGGAGCUACCUCAUCUAUGGCGUCCUAUCUACUGCAGCGUGCAUAUUUUUACUUAUUUCUGCAGCACUUUCACACGUCACCAUGCGAGAAUACGAGAGGAAACGUUUGGCGGAGCCACAACGAGAGAAUGGGAGGGAAAAUAAGAUUGGGCCAGGAGCACAUAUCAGCGGAGCUUUUGCGGUCUUCUUUCGGUUACUAGGAUGGUUCUUGCUUGUGGCUAACACCAUAUGGCUUCUGCUGAUCUCCAUAUGGGAGCUCAUUGGUUUCUUUGACAGCUGCUACUGUGCGUCGACGGAGCUUAGUAAGAAAGAAGCUGGUUGGAUCCUUCUGUUCAAAGGCACGGAUGCGCUCAAGGAAGAUGCGCAAGCAGCAUGGGGAGUUGGAAUUGGUUUGGGAUUCGUUCUCAUUUUCGUGGCAAUCGCUGUCUUUUAUCUGGCAUCUCGGCAUAAACAUGAGUAG